AUGGACGAUGGUAGUGCUUGUGGUUGUGAGGAUGAUGAACUUGACUGCAAACGUUGUGUGACUGCAAUAGGAAAAAGGAUGAGAGGUGGAUGUGGCAGUGGUGGAAGUUGGAGGGAGAGGAGGACGAGGGAGUCGAAUCUAGAGUCGCUUGCGUCACUGGAUUUGCUUCAAGAUCUGGAAGCAGAGGAGCGUGACAACAUAGCCGGCAAUCUCUUCGCACGCUCCAUAACUGUCUAUCUGUGA
Molecule: messenger RNA, 243 nt
Organism: Rodentolepis nana
Lineage: Eukaryota; Metazoa; Platyhelminthes; Cestoda; Cyclophyllidea; Hymenolepididae
Source: the annotation of a GenBank genome assembly